AUGCCGGCUCUUUCUGUCGACAGUCAAUCGUCAACAAAUGCGUUCACACCGCUGCGCCCUGGCCAGAGCGAGGCACAGGCUUUGAGUCCCAAUGUCUCGCUCAGUGGAACUACUCUCAACUCCGGCAACUUAAGUCUUGGCUUGAAUGGAAGUAAUAAUAUGGAUGGGUCCAGUGUGCCCAUCCAGCCGGAAAGGGAGAGAGAGGAUCCUUUCAAAAUCUUGAACGAUGAGCUCAAUCUCGCAAAUCGUAUAAAGGAGGGUGCAGAGAAUAUGCUACAGAUCGAGGACCUCUCCGAGACCCUCCGUAUGCAGGUUGAAUCCGAACUCGAGAUUGCUAAUAAUAAGAUCAAUGCGCUGACACGAACGAUCGAGACUCAUUCGUCAAGGACUCGCAAGCAGAGCGCUGAGUCCAACAACAAGCCUAAAUCUGUCAAGCCCAUCAUCACUCAUGGUUCUAGGCGUAAUACGGAUGCAUCUGAGCGAGACGACUUCCGCUCUGCUAUGCAGCAGGCCAGCUCGUGUCUCAGGAAGCUAGUGUCCCUUUCUCGAUCCCCUCAUUCUGGAAUAUCUACAUCGCCCUCUACAUCACCUUCAAGUUCUACGUCUGCUCCGGAAAAUGCGACAGAUGCAGACUUGAGCCGUGCUAGGAUCGACACAAUGUCGCAGCUGAUCGAUAUACUUCAGCGCAAUAUGCGCGUCCGCUAUGAAUUGGAUGUUGGUGAGGUGGUGCAAGCAGUACUACCUUCGCUUUCGGAUCGGGCGUCGAAACGCUGCCGCGCUGUUGCCUACCGACUCAUCCGACAUACUUUAGUUGACUCCCAGUCCGUGAAGCGUCUACGAAGAGAGAAACUUGAUUGGUUCAUCGUGAAAUCGUUAUCUCGAGACAAUAAGCAUGCCAUCGAAAAGGAGCAGGUCAUCAAGCUCAUUCGGGCUAUCGUCGAAAUUGGCUCUGAACGACGUGCUCCAGGCGGCGGGGCGGGUUGCGGAGCAGUCCCUCUCUCCAAUGCAGUCAUGCGUGCGCUGAUCGCCGUCGCAGAGUCCAUCGAGGAUCCGUUCAGAUUAAUAUCUGUCCAAACUCUGACCGAAAUUUUGGUGAUUGACAUUGAGUUAAUGGCGGAUACUGGUGGCAUCAGGACACUUCUUCAUGCGUUAGCUGACGGUCCCCCCGAGAUGUCAUCACUUCUGGCAUCAGCGUUCCUUUAUAUCGUGGAUUCGCCUCGGACGCGGGUUUACCUAUGUCCAGGCGUAGAUCUGGAGAUCGCUCUUUCUGGUGUCACUGAUGCGUACGGGAAAGGGCAAGAGCACGCAGAACGAAUGAAAGAAUGCACAGUCCUGAUCUCAUCAAUGCUACGGACUUGGAGUGGUUUGAUGUAUUUCUGCUUGCAGGACAAACUGGCAAUCCGCACGUUGAUAGAUGCGCUGCGUAUACCGUCCCUUGAAACUCGCGAAAUCAUUCUUGACAUGUUUUUUGACCUCCUUAAUAUCAGAGCGCCAGAAUGGCAUCAGGCCUUCAUUAACGGCAAGCGCCUCACAAUCUAUCGUAAAACAAAACAAACUUCGGACCCUCUUAAGUCCGAAAAGCCGUUCGAGACUCAGAAGCCGGUAGAGGCUUCUCAGCGACCGUCAUUGAAGCUUACUAACCAAUAUAUUGCACUCUUGGUCCAAGUUUUCUGUGGAGCUGGGCUUCUGGAUGCACUGACGUGUAUGCUGGAAGAGAAUCCUGUCGGAUCCAAUUUAUCACGGAAAGCCACACUGCUAAUGGCAGAGGUCCUACAGACUGCUAACAGGGUUUUGCCUUUGUCUAUCGCGGCCCACGUACAGUCUCUUUGUCGGGUAUUCAGUCUUGCUUCCAAUUAUCACUCUGGAGAGCACCGUAUCGUUGGUACUUCGGCUUUGCUGUCUAUUGACAGUUUCAACCGGCAUCAGGCGCGGAUCCAACCUACCAACAGCACGGAGAAGGGGGACACUCGACCGAGAUCAAAUUCUAUCGAAGAUGCUGUUCGACGUGGUCAGAGGCAGGUUGAGCAGGCCAAGAUGAAGCUUGCAAUGCAGAUGGACGACAAAACGUUCCAGGCAAAUCUUUUGGACAGCCAGGUGAUGCUACACAAAGAUCAGACAAAGUGGAAUUUCGAUGUCUUACAAGAUUUGAUUGAGGGUCCCCUUUUGAAUCCAAAAAGACUGGAGGAAGCCAUUCGGGUAACACGCUAUAUGCGAAAACUGAUGUCGUUUUUCCACCCGUUCAGUCAUCGUUUCUCAGACCUCCCCAAUACUCCGUCAAACAAACGCUGGGUGAAGCUAGGAUGCAUCCUCCUAAAUGCUCUCAUGACGUGUACAGAGGGUGUCCGGUUUUUGUCUGAGGAUGACUUAUUGAAUCAAAUUGUAAAGAGCUUCGCUCAACUUGAUCCGUUCAAUAGCAAUCCCAUAUCGGACCCAAUAUUCUCGAAGCAUCGCGUUAAAAAUACCUUGACAUACGGCUACUUCGAGAUGCUAGGCACAAUGAGCAAGCGGAAGGAAGGAUUGGAACUGAUGGAAAAGUUCAAACUCUUCACCGCAUUCUACCACCUCAGCGAGCUGCGGAGUCGAGAGGACUUGACGACGCAAAUCAUUGAGCAUCUGGACUACGGCAUAGAUGGUCAUUCACGGAUCGUGCUGUCGAAAGCGCUCACGUCUAGUUAUAAGCACAUUCGGUUAUUCGCCACGAAUCGAUUGGGUGCUCUUAUACGUGCUAGUCCAAUGGCCAACGCGUGGACCUUACGCCUACUAUUAACUCAACUUUAUGAUCCUGCAGUCGAUGUCCAAGAGCUUGCCGUUCAUUUUCUAGAGGAAGCUUGUGAAGCUCCCGAUGUUCUCCAGACAGUAGUCGAGAUGCAACCAACGCUUGACCAUCUGGGUCAGGUCGGACAUGGGCUCAUGCUCAAGUUCAUGUCCACACCAAUGGGCUUCCGGUUCUUGUACGCAGCUGACUACAUUGAUCGUGAAAUGGACCUAUGGUUUCAUGAACGAAAUUUGCAAUAUGUAGUCCAUGUUGAGGUAUAUCUCACAAAGGCAUUGAGCUCUGUCUCUGCGGAGGACGAUGAAGAGCCACAGAAUCUCGAGUCGAUCGUUCCUCCUCACUUCUAUGGCGUUAUGGCCAAAACGGAACUUGGAUACCAAGUCCUCCAGGAGAAGGGACAUUUUGUUGAAUUUGCUCAAUUUAUUAGACAGCACGGUUUGGAGAGCGACGAUCACGAUCUCAUCGUGAAACUGAAGAGCAUUUUAUGGGCUGUCGGGAAUAUUGGGGCCACUGAGGGCGGUCUACAUUUACUUGAGGAUGAAGAGAUUAUUCCGUCAAUUAUGGAGAUAGCCGAACAAUCAUUAGUUCUUUCGGUCCGAGGGACAUGCUUCUUUGUGCUCGGCUUGAUUUCCUCUACUCCUCAAGGUGCCGAAAUUCUGGACGACUAUCGGUGGGAAGCGACCUUGUCACCUUUAGGGAUGCCAACAGGCUUGUGUGUUCCUGUCGAUGUGGACAAGUUUACCUAUAUACCUCCUUGGGAGUGUGUAUCUCACGAGGGAGCAAAUGAAGUCCAGUUGGAGCCCCCGAAAUCUGAGGAGGAGAUAGAAGUAAUAACUGCGAUUUAUAAUCUUGCGAAUACCGUCAUCGCAAAUAAUGCGUCUAGAUCGUUAGCAAAAAUGAAAUCUCGUCCAGAGUUCCGAGACAUUUUCAGCUCUCCUGUCAUGUUUUGUCGCGCUCUCCAUACCAUCUCAUCGCAAAAAUAUCGACUGCCUGUGCGGCGAUACAUUUUCGACCUCUUCAAUCUCGAGCUCGACUGUGACUUGGUCGACACGCUUUCGACAUGUGCUCAGACGCUCCUAUUGAAACCAACUACUAAACCAGCCAAGCCCGCAAGGAACAGGAUCAUGAGUGUCAUUGGUCGGCCAAACCCCCAAGAGGGAGGAUCUGACAGCGACGAGGAGUCUAUUUCUGAUCACGGAGAACGCACGGCCGUGGUGGAUAAAGCUCCUGCGAUGAGCUUACGGCCUGUGAGCCGAAUCGUCGGGUUCCAGGACAACAGCUAUUUUGACUAA
Molecule: messenger RNA, 4065 nt
Organism: Fibroporia radiculosa
Lineage: Eukaryota; Fungi; Basidiomycota; Agaricomycetes; Polyporales; Fibroporiaceae
Exons: 28
Coding region: 1-4065 (1354 amino acids)
Biological process (GO): TORC2 signaling
Cellular component (GO): TORC2 complex
Source: RefSeq, a predicted model, not a curated record